AAGUAGCAGCGGAGUGCGACGUCUUCGUAUUCACGUCCUCUUCGCAAGCAGUCGCUGUUUUCCGCUCUAGGGGAAUUUCCUCCGCAGUAAUGGAUCCCAAACACAGGGCGAAGGUCUGCUAGUGACAGCUCGCAGCAUUUUUCUAGGCAGGAAUGCGACUCCCCCGCCGCUGAGCUCAACAUGAGAGAGUGGUGGAUCCAUGUGGGUCUGAUCUGCAUCCCGCUGGUGGCCGUUUACCUGCACAUCCCCCCGCCUCAGCUCUCACCUGCCCUGCAGAAGUGGCACAACGCCGGGGAGGUCUUCCACUUCAGAGGCAAUAACAUCUUCUACAGAGACUCUUAUGGUGCUUUAGGGAGCUCAGAUGUCGUCAUUCUGCUCCACGGCUUCCCCACUUCCAGCUACGACUGGAGCAAGAUCUGGGAUCCUCUCACACAGCGCUUCCAUCGAGUCAUCGCACUGGACUUCCUCGGUUUUGGCUUCAGUGACAAGCCGCGGCCCCACAGAUACUCCAUCUUUGAGCAGGCCAGUGUGGUGGAGGCUCUGGUGGCCCAUCUGGGUCUGAGCAACCAGCGAGUCAAUGUGGUGUCUCAUGACUAUGGAGACACUGUAGCUCUGGAGCUGCUCUACAGGAGUGAUCAAAAUCGCACAGGUCACCUGACUUUUAACAGUCUUUGUCUUUCUAAUGGAGGAAUAUUCCCAGAAACACACUACCCACGGUUGCUGCAGACGCUUCUCAAGGACUCGAGUUUUCUGGCUCCCAUUCUCACACGUCUCUCCAACUAUGUGAUCUUCCAAAAGGGGAUCGGAGAAGUGUUCGGUCCGUACACACAGCCCACUGAUGCAGAGUUCUGGGACAUGUGGACGGGUUUACGCUACAAUGAUGGCAACUUAGUUUUGGACAGUAUCCUCCAGUUCAUCAACCAGAGAUCAAAACACAGAGAGCGAUGGGUUGGAGCGCUCACUUCCACAUUCGUCCCACUGCACAUCAUCUACGGACCUCUGGACCCCGUCAACCCUCAUCCCCAGUUCAUCCGUCUUUACCAGCAGCUGGUUCAGCGGUCCACCAUCACCAUUUUGGACGAACACAUCAGUCACUACCCUCAGCUGGAAGAUCCCACCGGCUUCCUGAACGCAUACUUUAAUUUUAUUCACUCUUUCUGAAGGGAUUUCUAAACGCAGGUUUCAUGUUCAAGAGUGAAAGUCAGACGUUUUCAAAGUAUUCCAAAAGUACCAAAGUGAGAAAUGGUCACAUGUUGGUGUGAAGUCGUGUCCCGAGGAUUGUGACCAGGAGAAAUGCUGCAUGAGUUUGAGAUUUAAUCAGCUAAUUGACCAGCACCAAUUCCUGAAAUGUCAUUUAUUGACAUGGAAGAAGUAAAAUGUCAGCUAGAAUCAAGAUAAUUUAUGCAAACCUUGAAGUUAACUAAUGCUAAGUUGUGAUCGUUCAACAAUCUGUGGGACAUCGUUUUAAUUCCCUGCAUUUUCUGUUUUGUUUAAUCAAUCAGCUGCAUUCUUAAUGACUUUUGAUAUAAUUUUCUACAUUUCUCUUGAUGUCAGUGACUUAAAAC
Messenger RNA from Acanthochromis polyacanthus (spiny chromis), 1565 nucleotides. RefSeq names its product mesoderm specific transcript (gene mest). The transcript has 12 exons. Gene Ontology annotation, molecular function: catalytic activity. The coding region runs from base 181 to 1161 and encodes 326 amino acids. The record is from RefSeq and is a predicted model, not a curated record. Lineage: Eukaryota; Metazoa; Chordata; Actinopteri; Pomacentridae.